Eimeria necatrix is the source of this 1066-nucleotide messenger RNA. RefSeq lists its product as hypothetical. The record is from RefSeq and is a predicted model, not a curated record. The annotation marks the transcript as partial. Lineage: Eukaryota; Apicomplexa; Conoidasida; Eucoccidiorida; Eimeriidae. The transcript has 2 exons.
GCUGCCUUCUCCACACGCACUUCCGGGGUUCCCGCCUGCAGCUGCAGCAGCAGCAGCAGCAGCAGCAGCAGCAGCAGCAGCAGCAGUAGCAGCGGUAGCAGUUGCAGCUUCAGACCUUCCAGAAAGGGACCUUCUUCCAGCAUCACCCGGCAGCUGCAGCAGCAGCAGCAGCAGCAGCAGCAGCGGUAGCAGCAGCAGUAGCAGCGGUAGCAGUAGCAGUGGUAGCAGUAGCAGCAGCAGCAGAAGCAGCAGUAGCAGUAGAAGCAGCAGCAGUAGCAGCGGCCCCCCGUCAGCAGCAGCUGAAACCUAUCCCUGCAGCAGCAGCAGCAGCAGCAGCAGCAGCAGCAGCUGGGGGCGGUCGCUGCAGCAGCAGCAGCAGCAGCAGCAGCUGGGGGCGGUCGCUGCAGCAGCAGCAGCAGCAGCAGCGGCAGCAGCAGCUGUGGGCGGUCGCUGCAGCAGCAGCAGCAGCAGCAACUGGGGGCGGUCGCUGCAGCAGCAGCAGCGGCUGCAGCAGCGGCAGCAGCAGCAGCAGCAGCAGCUGGGGGCGGUUGCUGCAGCAGCAGCAGCUGCUGCUGCUGCUGGGGGCGGUCGCUGCAGCAGCAGCAGCGGCUGCAGCAGCUGCAGAAGCGAUGCCGCAGCAAGCAGCACGGCCACAGCCGCUCUUCCAGCAGCAACAACGACUGCUGCAUCUCCCAUAGGCACCGCAGCAGCAGCAGCAGCUGCAGCAGCAGCAGCAGCAGCAGCAGCGGCAGCAGCAGCAGCAGCACCGAUGCCGCAAGCAGCAGCGGCAGCAAAGGCGACUGCAGCAGCAGCGAUAUUCACAGCAGCACCCUUGGCAGCACCUCCAGCAGCAGCAAUGUUCACAGCAGCAGCAGCAGCAGCAACAGCAGCAGCAGCAGCAGCAACAGCAGCAGCAGCAACAGCAGCAACAGCAGCAGCAGCAGCAGCAGCAGACCUGACAGCAAUUCUGGCCCCCGUCCAGUUUCUGAAGUAUUCGUGGCUGACGGCCGAAAGGGUCCUGUGGAGUUCAGCAUCUGCAUUCAAAAAAGAAAUUAAAUUAAAUUAA